UGGGAGUUGGAGUCGGAAUGGAUUCAGUACUUCCUGCUUUGACGAGAAAGACUAAGACAUUCCGACUGUGAACCAGAAAGUUGUUUGGCUGCCGAACCGUUUCACCUCGAAAAGGCAGAAGUGGACACAGACAGAGAAUGUCUAUGAUGGAGCAUGGGGUGGUCCGGCCAGUUACGGCAGUGGCGUGGACCUCCAAUACCAGCACCUGCCCCAAAGACUUCACUCUGAUCAGCAUCACAGAAGACGGAGCAGCAGCCAACUUUACACGCAGCUUUGCGAUGAAGUCUGGAUAUUACCUCUGUUACAGCAAGGACAUGAAAGGAGGGAUGGUGGUGUCAGACAUUCAGCUCAUUUCAGACAAGGACUCCAUUCCUCAUGGUUAUUGCUUUAUAGCAGAGCACCUCGAAGCAAAGGCCUCUGUUUGGAAGAAGAAGCGUGUGUGUGUACACGUCCUCCCAGUGGGCAGUGUGGACACAGCUGUGUUGGAUAUUAAAGUGACAGCCAAAAGCAAAAUGAUGUUGCAGCACUACACCUAUGUGGGAGACAUCCAUGGCUACGUGUUGUGGUGCAGAAAGGGACAUUUUUCCAGCCCCAUGCCCCAAGCGAAGCCCCGCAGUGUCAGCCUAGACCUCCGCAGACUCUCGUUUGAGCAGCCGUCUGCUCCCCAGCCCCUCAGACCCAGCAACCCUCCUCCUGCACUGCCACAUAAUAAACUGAGUCAGAGACGCCAGAGCCUCCACACCAAGGACAACGUGGACAAACCUGCUGACUGCAGCAUCUCGGGAAUCACAGCUCUAGAUGGAGUUCCCUUUAGCCUUCACCCAAAGUUUGAUAUCCAAGCAAACAGCACGGCACUUCAACUGAACUCUCAACUAAACAACAUUCGUAUAAAGUCUCUCCAAGAUAUUGAAAACGAGUAUAACUACACUUUUGCGGUGGAGGAAUCUGCGGCCAAGAGGAUCAGACCAUCGGUGCCAACAGGAGGCGCCCCUUCAGCUCAGUGAUAUUUAAACUUUGACAAAGCAACAAUAUCGUUGCAGCAUUUAGAAGGAUGAUCACGCCUACAUGUGCAUAUUAGGCUUCAAGUGGCGAUUAUUUAUCAUAACGGUUAAUUACAAGGUUAUCGUAAGGGCUUCUACAUGAAACUGACAUUCAUACUUCAGAGAGUUUGGCUGUAAUGCCGCACAUUCGUUUUUAUUUUUCUAUCAUGUUCUUACGCCAUUACCACCCUGAAGGCUUCCAAAGUUGUAUUUGCCAAAGAAAAGUCCAGUUUGAAUGGAGCCUACCUUCAUUAUGUUGUCUCAACAUGUCUUUUAGACUGUUACAGGGUGAACGUUUUAUUGAAUCUACAAAUCUGUAGAGCAUCUGCUGUCUGGGACUACUCAUCUGAAGCACGAAGCCCAACUUUUACAUGCUCCAUUUCAAAAUUAGACUAAUGGUAUGCACACAAAAAAAGCUUUGUUAUAUCACAAAGACGCACUUGCCACGGAGGGUGUGUUGCUCUGUUGUUACCUGAUAUCCUUGAGUGCUCCGCGUCUUUAAUUGUUUUAAAUCAUUAAGAAUUGCUUAAGCAGAGCUGUAAUGUUGAGCAUUGGUGGAUGAACUUUGCUGCAGACUAGAUACACUAACCUAUCUAAAUGUAGGAUGAAGUGUAUUUCUUGUACUACUACAGGUUUGUAUUAUUCCCCCCAAAAAAUAAUAUAUCCUAUCUUAAGGUCAUGGAGGAAGGUAGUAUUUUUAGCUCUUUGUGUCAGUCAUACUUAAAUAAGAUAUGUGGGGAAAAAGGGCAGAGAAUCUGUUCGUUGUUUUAUAUAUUAAGAGGAAUAAGGACCAAAUAUUUAUCUUUGUCGUUGUACAAUAUAUAAAGUUAUGUUUUGUUGUUUUUAUGGUCUGUAAAACAAACUUUUUAAUGCAUGGGAAAAAAAUAAAAACCUAAGAAACACUA
Cottoperca gobio is the source of this 1945-nucleotide messenger RNA. RefSeq names its product multivesicular body subunit 12A (gene mvb12a). The transcript is spliced from 10 exons. The coding region runs from base 138 to 1004 and encodes 288 amino acids. Gene Ontology annotation, biological process: viral budding; endosome to lysosome transport via multivesicular body sorting pathway; receptor catabolic process. NCBI's taxonomy places the organism in Eukaryota, Metazoa, Chordata, Actinopteri, Perciformes, Bovichtidae. Gene Ontology annotation, cellular component: ESCRT I complex; cytosol. The record is from RefSeq and is a predicted model, not a curated record.